Cercospora beticola is the source of this 2263-nucleotide messenger RNA. RefSeq lists its product as uncharacterized. The record is from RefSeq and is a predicted model, not a curated record. Gene Ontology annotation, molecular function: ATP binding; eukaryotic translation initiation factor 2alpha kinase activity. Gene Ontology annotation, biological process: protein phosphorylation. Lineage: Eukaryota; Fungi; Ascomycota; Dothideomycetes; Mycosphaerellales; Mycosphaerellaceae. Gene Ontology annotation, cellular component: cytosol; nucleus; cytoplasm.
CUGGGGAAGGACAAGUUGCGAUAGAAGUCAACAGAAGCAUCGCCAAGUCUCUCCACGCGCGCCCUAUCACCACCACAGUCAUGUCAGGAGAGUACUCGUAGCCGCCAAACACGCGUCUUGCCGCCUGCACGCUCAUUCACUUCGACGCCCAAUGCGUCUUCGCGCCAUUUGCAAGAUCGAGGCGCAGAUGCUCCACAUUGCUCCCAAUGCAUCAUGUCCAAAUUCUUUCGUUCUGGCGCUUCAAGUGGGAGCAGUUCGAGCGAGUCUAGCGAGGAUGAAACUGAGGAAGUUUCAUUAGAAGUGUCACGUAACAACAGCCAACAUGUUGACGACGGUCUAUCUCUGGACGCCCUGGCUAUCGAUCGGCCCCGCAAUGGAUCGGCGACACAGACCCGGGAGAUGCUCAUCCACGCACUGCUCGAACAAAAUGCAAGGGACCGGGUUCUCAAACAACGAGAACGAGCGGGCAAAUCCGUCAACGACAAGACCGCUAUCGAGCGCGAAACCCGCGAGCAGUAUCACAAUAUGGUCGAAGGUUUAUCAAAGUACAAUGUAGUCUCCCAUGGCUUGGACGACGACCAUCACGCUGCGAUGAGGCAACGCAUCGGCGAAGGUCUCGACCGUAUGGCUAGCACGCCGCAAUCAUCGGCACCCGGAGCCGUACCAGCAGCCACGCAGCUGCUGUUGACUGAUGCGAUGCCUCGCGGUCGCGUAUUCGAACCCGGUAGCCCUGCGAGCCUUCUCGAUAACGUGGCUCUUGGCAUUUCUCCCCAAGUGCAAAGCAGAUAUAUUCAAGACUUUGAAGAGAUCAGUGUUCUUGGCAAGGGAGGUUUCGGAGAAGUAUAUCAAGUCCGACACAAACUCGACAAUUGCGUCUAUGCAGUGAAGAAGAUACCGAUCCGAGACUCCACCGUGCGACGUAUUGCUACCGGAGGCAAGGCAGCUCUCGAUGAACUGCUAGCUGAGGUCCGUUCUCUAUCCAAACUUCAGCACCCAAACGUCGUUCGUUAUCACAACAGCUGGGUGGAGUGGACGACUAGAAGCGCUUUCGCUGCAUCCUCGAGCGAGGUACAUCACCAAGAAAAUCGCAGCGUGGUAUCUGGCGCCGAGGAGUUCUCAUCGCUCGAUGCUCUGGAGCGGGUGAGAACUCAAAGUGACACGAAUGAAGACAUCGGCUUCACUUUCGACCUUAGUCAGUCGAAAAAGUCUGCCGUCGCCACUGAAGCAGAUGUGGAGUUCGAAGGUCAUGCCACGAGCUUUGAGCUCACUUGCUCCGUUACGGACCUCACAAACGGCGCUAUACUCGCGACAGAGCCCACACUGGCGUUGCACUUGCAAAUGAGUGUACAUCCUAUGACGCUGGCCGAAUUCCUUGCACCGCCACAGACUGACACCCUGGCCAAGCCUUUGGCGCACUGCUUUCACAUGGAACCAUCUAUCCGCAUUUUGCUCGCAUUGCUCGACGGAGUAGAAUAUUUGCAUGCUGAGGGUAUAGUCCACCGCGAUCUCAAACCGGCCAACAUUUUCCUUAGGCAUGAAGGAAACCCAAGAGGAAUGCAUGGUUGUGUGGACUUGUCGUCAUGUUCCGAUUGUCGACAAGGUGGGACUAUUAACCCUGGAACUCUGAGUGUUUGCAUCGGCGACUUCGGCCUUGUCACACAAAUCGCGGAACCCGAAGCUCCUCCAUCACCUGCUGUCACAGCCGUAGGCACCGAGAUCUAUCGCCCAACGAGCGCCACCUCUCCAGCCAGCCCUCGACUCGACAUCUUUGCACUCGGCAUAGUCGCUUGCGAACUAUUAUGCAAAUUCGGUACGCAAAUGGAACGCCGAGAAACUUUGCAAGCGCUUCGAAAAGGCUCUUUCCCACAGAAGUUUGCUAGCUGCGCCGGACGCCAUUCUGCUAAAAUCAAAGAAUGCGUUGCCGCUAUGUUGAGCGAUGAUGUUGGUGCGAUACCAGACCUUAAGAGGCGAUUGUCGGAUUUGCUGGAGCAGCAACAACCGCAGAAGAUCAUCGAUAGCAAGGAGGCGCAGAGAAGAUCUAGUACAUAACCACGCCACUUUCGCUUCGUAUGACUACGCAUUGACUACCUCAAACCAUCCAGAAUAAUGGCCAGCAAGAACACUUCUAUCCUCACCGCCUGAGCGCAUGGCUGCAGCUAUAAUCCCCCGUCUUGAGAGAAGGUCUCUGCUUAUCCAUCUGCCUUUUGAGACAGUCCCCUCAUCUCAAAGAAAGCACUUGCCAAACUCCGUCGACAGCUUCGGG